Molecule: messenger RNA, 1140 nt
Organism: Cylindrotheca closterium
Lineage: Eukaryota; Bacillariophyta; Bacillariophyceae; Bacillariales; Bacillariaceae
Source: the annotation of a GenBank genome assembly
AUGAGAAAAUCGCAGCCUUUCGUCGCCAUCCUUGCAAUUUUGUCGACACAGUCUUCAGCCUUUUCCCCCGGACCAAGGUCGUUGGCCUGUUCUCGUGCCUCUGCUGCCAAAUCUUGCUUGCAUGCUGCUGAACCUCAAGGUGGUGGUGGUCUUCCUGAAAUACCAUUUGUCACAAAGACAAUCGAUUCUGACAGAUCAAAUGACUUGAUGAUUGGAGAAGAUGCUGGAACCUUCAAUAUCAACAACGAAGAAUGGGGAAAACUAGGAGAACUAGGAUGGUUUACAUUUUCAGCAGCCGUGGGAACUAUCAUGACAGCUGUAAUCGUCCUAUGGGUGUAUCAUCCGACGGGAUACUCGGAUGAUUUCAUCUACGCUUUGGAGAAUAUCGCUGGAGGCAACCCACAUAUUGUUACACUCAUCUUUGGUAUUUUCUUUCCACUCGUCCACUCUGGUUUGGCAUCUUUGCGUCCCUUUGGAGAAAAGAUUGUUGGUGCCCGGAUGUGGAGGGUCAUUUUUGCAUUUCCAUCUUUAUGCCUUGCCUACAGUUGGAUCGCCUACUUUAUCGCCCACGCUCAUGACGGAAUCGAAUAUUAUGAUUUGAGCCACAAUCCAACGGCUCAUGCCAUAGCGUGGACCAUCAAUUUCUUGAGCUUCUUCUUUCUUUAUCCAUCGGUUUUUAAUCUCAAGGAGGUUGCUGCAGUAGAGAAGCCAACGCUUCACCUAUGGGAGACUGGGAUGAUCCGAAUCACACGACACCCACAAUUUGUCGGACAAAGCAUGUGGAGUGCUGCCCAUUUGGCAAUGGUAGGAACAUCUUUUACAGCCUUGACAAUGGCACUCCUAGUGGGACAUCACACUUUUGCCUGCUGGAAUGGAGACCGACGAUACUACGCAGAACACGGCGAGAAUUUCUUGAAAGUCAAGGAGCGAACAUCAAUCAUUCCAUUCCAAGCCAUCAUUGAAGGCCGCCAAGUCUUGCCAGACGACUAUUACAAGGAGCUCGUGCGAGGGCCCUAUCUCGUUAUUGCAAUUGGUACUUUAGGCGCUUACUUUGCUCAUCCGUACAUGCAGGCAGGCGCAGCUCUUGCCAAGAAUGCUGGGCUUUAUCCAGGAGGCAUCCUUGAUGGCUUGUUUUCAUAG